AUGGACAGCGUCGCCGCGUGGCUGCAUGUCGCCGCGCAGCGCCUUGCGGGGGAGCUCCGGAUCACGCUGCCGUUCUGCCUCCGCAGCGCCAAGGACGACGUCGAGGUCCUUCUUCCCCUGUGCGAGAGGGCCACGUCCAUCAGCCUCGACCUGAGCCAUCGCACCCUGCGGUUCGCGCUGCCCCCCGGCGGCGGCGUGUUCAAGGCGCUGGCCACGCUGACGAUACGGUUUGCCUGCCUGCACGUCCGCGAGCUGGAAGCCGCCGUGUCGUCGUCUCGCUGCCCGUGCCUCAAGAAGCUCGUGAUCGAGUGGAUCAGGCUGCAGCAGGACGAUGGCGACGGCGACGGCGACGGAGCUUGUGACCUAUCCAUACGCUCCGACUCACUGGAGUGGCUCGAGAUCUCCUACGCCGUGCGACUCAUCGGCCGGCUCCGUGUCCACGCCCCAAAUCUCCAGACGUUUCAUCCGUGCAUCAGGUGUGACUUGUGCGUGCUUGCCCCGAAGCUCUCGGAGGUGCGCUGGAGCAGCGGCCGUGCCUAUGAGUCUAUGACUCCAGCCGCCAUCAUCUCGCACACGCCGGCCACCAACUCCGGCGCCUAG
This is a messenger RNA of Miscanthus lutarioriparius, 600 nucleotides long. The record is from the annotation of a GenBank genome assembly. NCBI's taxonomy places the organism in Eukaryota, Viridiplantae, Streptophyta, Magnoliopsida, Poales, Poaceae.